AUGUCAGAGCACUAUGCUUCUGGAUCGACGUCAGGAUAUGCGGCGCCAAGAAGCAUCAAGAAGUCCAAGAGUAUCAAGAGUGAAGACGAGAUCAAUGUCCAAGGCCCGCUUGAGGUAGCCGGCUCCGUGCAAUCCGGCCGUGGAAUCAACUUCCAGGGCAGUGUCUCCGUCAGAGGUCCCAUCGAUGCCUAUGGCAACAUCACCACAAAUGGAGAGUUGAGUUGCCAGGGACAGAUCAAAGCGUACGGCAACAUCUUGAUCAGCGGCUACCUAGGCUCGAGCGACAAGAUCACUGGAUAUGGAAAGCUGAGAGUAGAAGGUACCCUUGAGGGGGUAGAGCUCGAGGUUUGGGGAAACUUGAUCAUCAUUGGCUUCCUGUAA
Molecule: messenger RNA, 381 nt
Organism: Trichoderma aggressivum f. europaeum
Lineage: Eukaryota; Fungi; Ascomycota; Sordariomycetes; Hypocreales; Hypocreaceae
Exons: 3
Coding region: 1-381 (126 amino acids)
Source: RefSeq, a predicted model, not a curated record